Molecule: messenger RNA, 1439 nt
Organism: Psammomys obesus (fat sand rat)
Lineage: Eukaryota; Metazoa; Chordata; Mammalia; Rodentia; Muridae
Gene: Nfkbil1
Product: NFKB inhibitor like 1
Exons: 4
Coding region: 116-1264 (382 amino acids)
Biological process (GO): canonical NF-kappaB signal transduction; negative regulation of toll-like receptor signaling pathway
Cellular component (GO): nucleus
Molecular function (GO): protein binding
Source: RefSeq, a predicted model, not a curated record
GUGCGUCAUUUCCUCCAGCCCGGAGCGCCUCCUCCCCGCCUCCCUCCUGCGAGCGUCUCCCACCCAGGCCUCCGGCCCGCCGCUGAGGGUCCUUGGGGGGCGGGGAGCGGGUCUGAUGAGUAACCCCUCCCCCCGGGCCCCAGAGGACGGAGCCUCCACGUCUGUCUGUCGGUCCCAGAGUUCCAUGGCCUCUGCUUCCCGCCGGCAACGCCGAGAGCGCCGCUUCCGGCGCUACUUGUCUGCAGGACGGCUGGUGCGCGCCCAGGCUCUCCUCCAACGACAUCCCGGCCUGGACGUGGACGCUGGCCAGCCCCCACCUCUCCACCGGGCCUGUGCCCGCCACGAUGCCCCUGCCCUGUGCCUGCUGCUGCGUCUCGGGGCCGACCCUGCCCACCAGGACCGCCACGGUGACACGGCGCUGCACGCUGCUGCCCGCCAGGGCCCCGACGCUUACACGGACUUCUUCCUGCCGCUGCUGAGCCGCUGCCCCUCCGCCAUGGGGAUAAAGAACAAGGAUGGGGAGACCCCUGGGCAGAUUCUGGGCUGGGGCCCCCCCUGGGACUCCGCCGACGAGGACGAGGACGAGGAGGAGGACGAGGCGCUCUCCCGGGAGCGGGAAUGGCGUUGCAAGCUGCAGGGCGAGUGGCAGGACGAGUGGCAGGAGGUCCUCGGGAGGUUCGAAGAUGACGCCUCCCGCGACACGCAGGAGCCCGAGUCCUUCUCGGCCUGGUCCGACCGCCUGGCCCGAGAGCACGCGCAGAAGCGGCGGCAGCAGCUGCAGGGCCCCUGCCGACCCCCACGGGCUGAGGGCCCCAGCCACAGCCGGCGACAGCCAGAGGAGGAGCGGCGGCUCUUCCGGGAGCGAGCCCGCACCAAGGAGGAGGAACUGCGGGAGAGCCGCGCCAGGAGGGCCCGAGAGGCCUCGGCGGACAGAUGCCCGGGGCCUCCCAGGGCAGCGCCCCGGGCAGAGCACAUGCGAGGCCCGGGCAGGGGCAGCCUCUGGCGCUUCGGGGACGUGCCCUGGCCCUGCCCCGGUGGAGGGGACCCAGAGGCCAUGGCUGCGGCCCUGGUGGCCAGGGGCCCCCCUCUGGAGGAACAGGGGGCUCUGAGGAGGUACUUGAGAGCCCAGCAGAUCCGCUGGCACCCCGACCGCUUCCUGCAGCGGUUCCGAAGCCAGAUCGAGACCCGGGAGCUGGGCCGUGUGAUGGGAGCUGUGACAGCCCUCUCCCAGGCCCUGAACCGCCGCGCAGAGGCCCUCAAGUGACCCUCGGGCAGGCGCGGGGCCUGUGGGGAUGCAGCCUGGAGGACAGACGGGAGGAAGCGUGGAUGGAGAUGGAGAGAGGAUAUGGGCGGCCAACGCAAUGGGUGCGGGGGUGGGGGGUGGCACUGCCACUGCGCUGCGCGCCGCCGUUUCCUAAUAAGACCUGGUCCUCACUCCA